Lachancea sp. 'fantastica' is the source of this 693-nucleotide messenger RNA. The record is from the annotation of a GenBank genome assembly. Lineage: Eukaryota; Fungi; Ascomycota; Saccharomycetes; Saccharomycetales; Saccharomycetaceae.
AUGUCCGCAGCAAUUACUUCGUUGACGCCUUCUCAGGUGAACGAUGAGCUCAACAAGAUGCAGGCUUUCAUCAAGAAGGAGGCCGAAGAAAAGUUCAAGGAAAUCAAGUUGAAGGCCGACCAGGAGUACGAAAUCGAAAAAACCGGGCUGGUCCGCAAUGAGAUCAGUAACAUCGAUUCGGCCAUGGAGGGCAAGACCAAGAAGGCCGCGUUGAAACAGCAGAUCACCAGAUCGACCAUUGCCAACAAAAUGCGUCUCAAGGUGCUAUCUACCAGAGAACAGUUGCUGGACGACAUUUUCGACGCUGCCAAGAUGGAACUCAAGAGCAUCUCCAAAAAGGAGAAGACCUACAAGCCCAUCUUGAAAGCCGCUAUCCUGGAGUCCUUGUACCGUUUGCUGGAGCCUGAAACUGUUCUCAAGGUGCGGGAGCAGGACAAAAAAUUGGUCGAGGCCUUGAAAGACGAGAUCCGGAAAGAGUAUGCCGAAAAGACCGGCAGACAAACUGACUUGUCCAUCUCCUCUGACUACUUGAACAAGGACGCCGCUGGUGGUGUCAUUGCCUCUGACAAGUCCGGCAAAAUCGUGGUCGACAACACCCUCGAGGAGAGAUUGACCAUUCUCAACCAAGAGGCUCUCCCAGCUAUUAGACUUGAAUUGUUCGGCAUCUCCGAAACAAGAAAGUUUUUCGACUGA